Penicillium brevicompactum is the source of this 2706-nucleotide messenger RNA. RefSeq names its product putative cell wall protein. The transcript has 2 exons. The record is from RefSeq and is a predicted model, not a curated record. The coding region runs from base 1 to 2706 and encodes 901 amino acids. Lineage: Eukaryota; Fungi; Ascomycota; Eurotiomycetes; Eurotiales; Aspergillaceae.
AUGCGUCCCUCUCUCGUUAUGCUCGCCGGUCUGGCGGGCUCUGCUCUCGCAUACCCCACCGAUUUGGCCAUGGAGAAGCGCACCUUCGGUCUCCUGGCUGAGAUCCUCGGUGAUGUCACUGUCGAUGUGACUUCCAUCCUCAGCGCUGUGCUCGGUCACGGCCACUCCUCGGUUUCCCUUCUCGCUGGUCUGAGUGCCGAGGGUGCUGCCGCUCUCGAGGGUGGUGCUCUUGGUUGCAAGGCUGGUGCCAUCCACGCCCACGCUAAGCUUGCCCUCAAGACUUGGUUGCUCCUCCACGCCAAGAUCGACGUCUCUCUCAAGAAGUCUCUCCUCGCCUGGUGUGAGGGUGACGAUGAGUUGACUCUCUCCGCUGAUAUCCUCGCUGCCCUGUCCGUGUACAUCCCCGGAUGUGCUGACCUCGCCGCCAAGGGCCAGCUCUACGUUACCAUCGACGGUAUCUUUGCUGCUUCCAGCCUCGAGUCCGCUCUCGUUCUGAGCAUCGGCGCUCAGUCUUCUCUCUCUGCUUGGAUCGAGGCCAAGGCUGGUCUUGAUGUUGACGUCAAGGCUGGUCUCGGUGUCUGCGCCGCUGGUGGUGUCAUCGCCUCCUUGUCCGCUGACAUCAAGGCUUCUCUCCUCGCUUGGAUUGAAGGCAGCGAGUGCGACCUCUCCGCUGAACUCAAGGUUUCUGUCCUUGCCUGGAUCCACGGCCACGCCGGUGGUCACCUUGUUGAGCUCGGCUCCGUUGGUGCCGGUGCUCUCUCCACUGUCUCCGUCGGUGCUUCCGUCGGUGUUCACGUCGAGGAAGCUGGCCACCUCUCCGUUGGUGGUAAGGCCUCCCUCGCUGCCUUCCUCGGUGCUGAUGUUUCCGCCAACCUCGGCGCCGACGUUCAGCUCGGUCUCCAGGCUGCUGCCAAGGGUGAGCUCGCCGUCUCUGUCGACGUUGACGUUCGCACUCAGCUCGCUAUUUGGCUCUCCGGCUCCGACUGCACUCUCGGUGUUGAGCUGAAGGCCGUUGUCCUUCUCUGGCUCUCUUUCGCUGUCGAGUCUGAUGUCUCUGUUUCCCUUGGCCUUGUCGGUGGUCUCCUCGGCGAUGUCAGCGGUAUCCUCACCGAGACUCUUCUCGCUGGCCUCAGUGUCGACCUCCGUGGUGCCCUCUCCCUCUGCGCCGCCGGUGGUAGCAUCGCUGAUCUCUCCUUCGACGCUCGUGCUGAGCUUUCUGCUUUCCUCAGUGGCUGCACCGAUGUCAGCAUUGACGUGAGCAUCCAGAUCAUCAUCCUCCAGUGGUUCACCGGCUGCAGCAUCCCUGGUGCCCCUACUCCUUCCUCCUCCGUCCCCAGCCUGCCUUCCAGUACUCCCUACAAGGCGAGCACCUCUGCCAUCCCCUCUGGCCCCGGUGCCUCCGUCUCCGUCUCUGUUCCUUCUGGUCCCGCUCCCUCUGGACCUGCUGGUUCCGUCUCUGUCUCCAUCCCCGGUGGCCCUGCUCCCUCUGGCACCGUCCCCGGUGGUAGCCCCUCCGGUGUCUCUCCCACUGACACCCCUGCUUCCUCCGGCCCUGCUGCCACUACUCCCUGUGACACUGAGACUUCCGAGAUCGUUGGCUCCACUGUGAUUCCUGGCCCCAGCGGCUCUGGUCACGUCACCAUCCCCGUUGUCCCCACCGGUACUGCUCCUGCUGAGACUCCUUCCGGCGUUGCCCCCACUGGUACCCCCGGUGCCUCUGGUCCUGCUCCUUCCGGCCCUGCUGGCUCUGCUACCAUCUCCAUCCCCAGCGGCCCUGCUCCCUCCGGCCCUGCUGGUUCCAGCCCCGUCCCCAGUGGUCCUGCCGCCAGCACUCCCUGCGACACUGAGACUUCCGAGAUCGUUGGAUCCACUGUGAUCCCCGGUGGCCCCAACGGCGGCUCUGUCACUGUCCCCGCUGUUCCUACUGGCACUGCUCCUGCUCAGACUCCCUCCGGCCCUGCUCCUUCCGGUCCCGCUGGCUCUGCCUCCGUCUCUGUCCCCAACGGCCCUGCUCCUUCCGGUACUGCUCCCGCUGAGACUCCUUCCGGUGUCUCUCCCACCGGUACCCCUGUGCCCUCCGGCCCUGCUGCCUCUACUCCCUGUGACACCGAGACUUCCGAGGUUGUUGGUUCCACUGUGAUCCCCGGUGUUCCCGCUGAGACUCCCUCCGGCCCCGCUGGCACCACCCCCGCUGGUUCCGUUCCUGCCCAGACUCCCACUGUUGUUGGCUCUACCGUGAUCCCCGGUGUCCCCGCUGAGACUCCCUCCGGCGUUGCUCCUACCGGUACCCCCGCUGCUUCCGGCCCUGCUCCCUCUGGACCUGCUGGCUCUGCCACUAUCUCCGUCCCCAGUGGCCCUGCUCCCUCCGGCCCUGCUGACACCACCCCCUGCGACACCGAGACCUCCGCCGUUGUUGGUUCCACUGUCAUUCCCGGUGUUCCCGCUCCCUCUGGCACCGCUCCUGCUGAGACCCCCUCCGGUGUCUCUCCCACCGGUGUUCCCGUUCCCUCCGGCCCUGCCGCCUCUGGCCCUGCCCCCAGCGGUCCCCAGGCCACUGGCUCCGGCUCCAUGCCCAGUGCUCCUUGUGAUACUGGUUCCAGCCCUGCCCCCACCAGCCCUCCCACCGUUCCCUCUGGCGGUGGCUCCGGUCAGGAGGUUGUCACUGUCACCGCGACUGUGACUGCCACCGUCUGCGGCUGCGAGUAA